Messenger RNA from Polyodon spathula (Mississippi paddlefish), 1729 nucleotides. RefSeq names its product cadherin-like protein 26. Bases 147 to 1259 code for a protein of 370 amino acids. NCBI's taxonomy places the organism in Eukaryota, Metazoa, Chordata, Actinopteri, Acipenseriformes, Polyodontidae. Gene Ontology annotation, molecular function: calcium ion binding; cadherin binding. The transcript has 9 exons. Gene Ontology annotation, biological process: calcium-dependent cell-cell adhesion; homophilic cell-cell adhesion; multicellular organism development. Gene Ontology annotation, cellular component: membrane; catenin complex; adherens junction. The record is from RefSeq and is a predicted model, not a curated record.
AACUAAAUGGCUGACAUAAAGUCUAUACUCUAUACAAGAAGUAUUGGGACAACAAUGGGAUACUUCAUUGCCAUGUAAAUAUAUCACUUUAUAUUUUUAAAAGGAUUAACACACUUACUGCUUUUCUUUUUGUAGGUGAACCCCCCAUGACUGGAACAGGUACUUUGAUCAUCCACCUAACUGAUGUCAACGACUGUGUCCCCUAUCUGCUCACCCCUCACAUAGACAUGUGUGCGAACGAGACGGCCUCGAUGACCAAGCUGGCUGCUCAGGACGAUGAUGAGGACCCCUACUCUGGACCGUUCAGCUUCAACCUGCUGGAAAAGGAAAGCCUGAAGGGGAAGUGGAGACUGGAUCCCACCCACGGUUACACUGUGAAUCUCAUCAAAGGAGAAAAAGUUUACAGUGGAAUUUACAUCUUGCAUUUGGAAAUUAGUGACCGGCAAGGUGUGUCAUCGAAACACAACCUGACAGUGACCGUGUGCGACUGCCCAACUUCGGCUCCGGUCAACUGUGGAACAAGGAGACUGGGCAGUUCGACAACGGGAGCCAGUGCCGUUGGGAGCUUGUUUGCGGCCCUGUUUUUAAUGUUGGGUGUGUUUUGUUUUGCACUAUUUUUUUCAUGUGCUCCCAAAACAAUAGAGACACAUGAUGUUGGUGAUUGCACCAUGUUGCCAUACCAUUUCGAGCAUCCUGGCUCUGAUUGCAAGUUAGAUCAACUGGUUUCUAAGGAACCAGCAAAAAUGAUUCAAAAUGGGAGUAGUGCACAAGAACAAGAGGCGUCCAUUGUGGGUUUUCCGAUUUCAAAUGGAUCAAGUAGACUUAAGAAGCUGUAUUACAGUGCAGGUCAUGAGCAGUGGAGGACAGAAGGCAGCAAGAUGCACAUGCUCAGCGCUGACAGACGUGGAAGAUGGAAACAGCACACAGUCAGUGACAAUUCCAUGGGUUAUCUGACACUAUCUACAGUGAACAGAACAACAUCAGCAAGAUCAUCAUUUGCAUGGAAAAAAAAUUAUGCAUUUAACAGAAAUGGAGUUCUGAAUUCUAUGAUAAGACAGAGAGUUGAUUCAUUAUACUCUGGUCAAGAUGACUGCCUCGAGUAUAAUCCUCACCCAUAUGCCGAUGAAGGAGAAGAACCUGAAAUGCUGCAUCUUGAUGUCAUUUCCAUUCCUGACAGCGAGUUCUCACCUGAUCAGCUGCUAGACCUGGGGCCCAGGUUUAAAACCCUGGCAUGCAUUUGCAACCCUCAAGCUAACUAGAGCCGACUUGGCAGGCUAGAUCAUCAAUGGGCAGAGAAGAUAUAACUUCCAACCAGUAUUUCAGACAGUGAUGAACAAAUAGCUACCUGCUGAAGGGGGAAGAUUAGACUGCAGUGCCUGAUUGGUGCUGAAGAGAAGCCAAGUGAUAACACCCAGAGCUUUGUAAUACAUUCUUUACUGCUCACUGUGCGAGAUUGAAAACCAUUAAUGUAAACUGGGCUCUCGACAGGAACAAAAACCCUCGAGUACAUUGUCCUGCUGAGAAAGUGUUAUAUAAUGCAUCCGCCUUGAAAGUGGACCCUAACCAUUAUCAGAAUAAUUGGGUUCAUCAGUCACUGAAUCACUGUACUUUGACCUCUACCUGCAUCAAUUUGAAGUUGACUGAUUUAUUUCUGAAUGUACUGGAUGUGUUUCUUCUCAGAUCUGUCUAUUCUCUGAUCUGUCUAGCUUACUUGUGUGUGUGUGUGUGU